Penicillium vulpinum is the source of this 222-nucleotide messenger RNA. RefSeq lists its product as uncharacterized. The transcript has a single exon. The record is from RefSeq and is a predicted model, not a curated record. NCBI's taxonomy places the organism in Eukaryota, Fungi, Ascomycota, Eurotiomycetes, Eurotiales, Aspergillaceae. The coding region runs from base 1 to 222 and encodes 73 amino acids.
AUGUCUCCACACCUGGGCAACAAGCGUUGGUUAGGUAAUGCCAUCCUGUCCCUAGAACGCGGAAGUCUUAUCCGAACUGAAUACUUCUUUGGUCAGAGCUGUGAUCUCGUUAUGCACCUGAUUCAACCUCUUAGUGAUAUCUGCGAGGAAGUGAUUGUCGCUGGGAAAUGGACAUUCCGCAAAAUGCACUUUGCUAUUCCUAGAGGUAGACAGUUUGAAUAG